GUCAGGGCAACUCAUUUCUUCUUCUCUUCUUUCCCCACCCCCCACCCCAUGAAAAUAUCCAUGGCAGGGAAUUGCGUGGUUUCUCAGACAGAUUCUUAAAAAAUAGAACCCGGCAAGAGAGCCCCUUUGUGAGAGCCGUUUGUCCUCAUUAGCAUAAUUUUCCUGGACUUUAGUGACGCCUAGGAAGGAGAGGGAGGGCGUGGGGUGGGGGAGGCCGCCCUCCUCCCGCUGCCGCCGAGCUCGCUCUGCUCCUGUUCCUCCCCUCGCCUCAGCCCCAUCCCCCACGCCGGCGCUUCCCUAGCCGCUCUGCUCUCCCCUCCCGCCCGCCCCGGCACCCCUUACCGCACCCCCCGACCGACCCCUGCUCGGCGCAGUAUUCAUAAGAAACAUACCCAAGUCGGUGCCACUAGCCCCGCGGAGCCCGGCCGCGCCAGCGCUUAUCUGGGGCCGCGGCCGCGGGUAGGGCGGGGGCGGGCGUGGGGGAGGGGAGGGGAGGGGGUCCAGCCGCCCCAGUCCGCCGGGGGCCAGCCGCCGGAGCAGCUAGCGGUCCGGCUCUCCGCCGAGUCCCGGCCUUGGGGUCUCCCGCACGCCCGCACGCCGGCUCGGCGGAUGCUGAGGGUCGGUGGCCAUCCCGCGCGGAGGGGACCCGGGGCCGCAGCCUGAGCCCGAGCCCGCGGCGGCCGUCAGAAGUUAAGGUCUGCGCGCGGCGGCCAUUGGCGGAGGAGUGUCACGUGACCGCGGGGGCGUGCCAAUGUGCUCCCUUACGGGUGUCAAGCCCUUGUCAGAGAGUGUGAUCACGAUCGUGAAACAUCGCGAUGCAAAAAGCGACCUACUACGACAGCUCGGCGAUCUACGGUGGCUACCCCUACCAAGCAGCCAAUGGGUUCGCUUACAAUGCCAGUCAGCAGCCAUACGCGCCGUCCGCCGCUCUGGGAACCGAUGGUAUUGAGUACCAUCGACCCGCCUGCUCCCUCCAGUCUCCCGCCAGCGCUGGGGGCCACCCCAAAGCUCAUGAGCUGAGCGAAGCUUGUCUGCGCACCCUGAGCGGCCCUCCUAGCCAGCCCCCAGGCCUGGGUGACCCUUCUCUGCCUCCACCUCCUCCCCAGGCAGCGCCCCCAGCCCCACAGCCUCCACAGCCCCCACCACAGCCCCCUGCGCCCACCCCUGCAGCUCCUCCGCCCCCCUCAUCUGUCUCGCCCCCUCAAAGUGCCAACAGCAACCCUACCCCUGCCAGCACAGCCAAGAGCCCCCUGCUUAACUCUCCCACCGUGGGCAAACAAAUCUUCCCCUGGAUGAAAGAGUCAAGGCAGAACACUAAGCAGAAAACCAGCGGCUCCAGCUCAGGGGAGAGCUGCGCUGGUGACAAGAGCCCGCCUGGGCAGGCCUCGUCCAAGCGCGCGCGCACGGCGUACACGAGCGCGCAGCUGGUGGAGCUGGAGAAGGAGUUCCACUUCAACCGCUACCUAUGCCGGCCGCGCCGAGUGGAGAUGGCCAACCUGCUGAACCUCACGGAGCGCCAGAUCAAGAUCUGGUUCCAGAACCGCCGCAUGAAGUACAAGAAAGACCAGAAGGGCAAAGGCAUGCUGACCUCGUCUGGGGGCCAGUCUCCAAGUCGUAGCCCCGUGCCUCCCGGUGCAGGAGGCUAUCUGAAUUCUAUGCAUUCACUGGUCAACAGUGUCCCAUAUGAGCCCCAGUCACCCCCUCCUUUCUCCAAGCCCCCCCAAGGCGCCUACGGGUUGCCUCCUGCCUCCUACCCUGCUCCCCUGCCCAGCUGCGCUCCCCCACCUCCCCCACAGAAACGCUACCCAGCGGCGGGGUCAGGCGCAGGGGGCACCCCUGACUACGAUCCGCAUGCUCACGGCCUGCAGGGCAACGGCAGCUAUGGGACCCCACACUUACAGGGAAGCCCCGUCUUCGUAGGGGGCAGCUAUGUGGAGCCCAUGAGCAACUCUGGGCCAGCACUCUUUGGCCUAACUCACCUUCCCCACACCACCUCGGCUGCCAUGGACUACGGGGGCACUGGGCCGCUGGGCAGCGGUCACCACCAUGGGCCGGGACCUGGGGAGCCACACCCCACCUACACGGACCUUACUGCCCACCAUCCUUCUCAGGGAAGAAUUCAGGAAGCGCCCAAGCUCACUCAUCUGUGAUGAUGGGCUUAGGGCUGCGAGCCAGGAGAGUUGCCACCCACCCUUCUUUGGUUUCUUUUUCCUUUAUUUGUUUUGCGUUCUUUUUGCCUUUCCCCUUUCUCCUCUGCACCCCUCCCUCAUUUUGUUUUCUUUGGUAAUGCGUCUUUAUAGUUUAUGUGACGUAGCAAUCUUGGUUGCUGGAAAGGCUGUCCGUAUCAGUAGCAACAUUUACCACCACCCCGCCUCGCCCCGGCCUCUGGCCCUGCAUUCUUUACCUUCUACUCUUUGAUAAGAAACAGGGUAUAUGAACAAACUUUCUAGUCAAGUGAGUUUUCAAUGUGAAUUUGUUCAUACUUUAUGGCUCCCGAGAGGAAGCAACUGCGUUUUUUUUUU
Apodemus sylvaticus (European woodmouse) is the source of this 2522-nucleotide messenger RNA. It is a transcript of the gene Hoxa3, whose product is annotated as homeobox A3. The record is from RefSeq and is a predicted model, not a curated record. Gene Ontology annotation, molecular function: DNA-binding transcription factor activity, RNA polymerase II-specific; RNA polymerase II cis-regulatory region sequence-specific DNA binding. Gene Ontology annotation, cellular component: nucleus. Bases 816 to 2150 code for a protein of 444 amino acids. The transcript has 3 exons. NCBI's taxonomy places the organism in Eukaryota, Metazoa, Chordata, Mammalia, Rodentia, Muridae. Gene Ontology annotation, biological process: regulation of transcription by RNA polymerase II.